CUCGUUUAUAGAAACAACAACAAUUGUGUUGUUUUUUUUAAAUACGUAAGUGUAUGUAAAAAGCAUAAAAUAUCGACGUCACCUUACAUUUGGAGUGUUUUUAAAUCAUCUUAAUGUUCCUUACAGGUUGCCGUAGAUUAGGUAUUACUCAAGUGAAGAGCGUCGGUCAAAGUUGAGUUGACUUUAGCGACUCCUCCAAUGAUGUCUGCGGGAAAUAUCUCCCGAUUCUGGGAAUGGGGAAGGAAGAUUAUUUGCGUGGGCAGGAACUACGCGGAUCACGCCAAAGAGUUGAAAAACGCCAUCCCCACGGAGCCGCUGCUGUUCUUGAAGCCACCCUCCGCCUACGUCCGGGAGGGCUCGCCCAUCCUGGUGCCCUCCUACUCCCGCAACCUGCACCAUGAGGUGGAGCUCGGCGUGGUGAUCGGCAAGGGGGGCACGGCCAUCCCCCGAGCCGACGCCAUGCAGCAUGUGGCCGGGUACGCCCUGUGCUUGGACAUGACCGCCAGAGACGUCCAGGACGAGUGCAAGUCCCAAGGUCUGCCCUGGACCCGGGCCAAGGCCUUCAACACCUCCUGCCCCGUCAGCGACUUCAUCCCCAAGGAGAGCAUCCCCGAGCCGGGUGACGUCACGCUGUGGCUGAAAGUCAACGAGCAGCUGAGACAACGUGGCUGCACCUCGCAGAUGAUCUUCUCCAUCCCGCAUCUCAUCAGCUACAUCAGCGACUUCAUCACCCUGGAGGAGGGCGACCUCAUCCUCACCGGGACCCCGAAGGGGGUGUCGGCCGUGCAGGAGCACGAUGAGCUACAGGCGGGCAUAGAGGGAGUCAUCACCAUGCACUUCAGAGUGGACCGACAACAUCACUAGUCGAAUGAAUAAUAAUAAUAAAAAUAUAAAAACUCUAAAAAAAGAAGUUGAUAUUUUACUUCUCAAUGGCCUAGUGGUUAGAGUGUCCGCCCUGAGAUCGGUAGGUCGUGGGUUCAAACCCCGGCCGAGUCAUACCAAAGGCUACAAAAAUGGGACCCGUUACCUCCCUUUUUUUGAUUGAUUGAUUGAAACGUUUAUUAGUAGAUUACACAGUACAGUACAUAUUCCGUACAAUUGACCACUAAAUGGUAACACCCCAAUACGUUUUUCAACUUAAAUCUAUUCCUGCUUGGCGCUCUGCAUCAAGGGUUGGAAUUGGGGGUUAAAUCACCCAAAAAAUGAUUCCCGGGCGUGGCCACCGCUGCUGCUCACUGCUCCCUUCACCUCCCAGGGGGUGAUCAAGGGUGAUGGGUCAAAUGCAGAGAAUAAUUUCACCACACCGAGUGUGUGUGUGUGUGACUAUCAUUGGUACUUUAACUUUAACUAUCGGUAUAGCUCGGUUGGUUGAGCGGCCGUGCCAGCAACUUCAAGGUUCCCGGUUCGAUCCCCGCUUCCGCCAUCCUAGUCACUGCCAUUGUGCCCUUGGGCAAGACACUUUUCCCACCUGCUCCCAGUGCCACCCACACUGGUUUAAAUGUAACUUAAAUAUUGGGGUUCACUAUGUAAAGCGCUUCGAGUCACUAGAGAAAAGCGCUAUAUAAAUAUGAUUCACAACUUUUCACAGUGCCUUCAGCUGUAAUGGAAACACUUUGCAUUAACAAGAAUAAAGUACACUUAUGAGUUGUUUAUGUCU
Entelurus aequoreus (snake pipefish) is the source of this 1657-nucleotide messenger RNA. It is a transcript of the gene fahd1, whose product is annotated as fumarylacetoacetate hydrolase domain containing 1. The record is from RefSeq and is a predicted model, not a curated record. NCBI's taxonomy places the organism in Eukaryota, Metazoa, Chordata, Actinopteri, Syngnathiformes, Syngnathidae. Bases 199 to 864 code for a protein of 221 amino acids. Gene Ontology annotation, molecular function: acetylpyruvate hydrolase activity. The transcript has a single exon. Gene Ontology annotation, cellular component: mitochondrion.